GGACAGUUUGUUAUUUGCGGGGGCUGGGCAGACGGUGUAAGAUUCUGGUUGUAGAUGGAGGAACAAGAGGUAUCAGAUGCCAUGCUUUCCACAGAGUGCACUCAAAAUGUUGUGGGGGAGUUUGCAGCGAUGAGAAAUACUUGGAACAGUAACUCCAUUGUAGCAACUGACAAGAGCACCCUUACAAAUUGGUAUGCUUCUGCAAUUAUUGGACCAGGAGGUGUCAAAUGCCAUAUGACUUCCAAGCUUCUGGAGAAAACACUGAAAAUCUUGUGUUUGGAGUUAGCAAUGAGAGGAAAUAGUUGGAAGAAUAACACCAUUGUAGCAACUGACAAGAGCACCAUUGGAGUUUAUACAAAGUGGCAUCCUUCUGCUAUUUCUAGUUACUUGUGGUGGCUGAGAGAACUCUGCAGUCUGCUUCGCAAACUUGGGGUCAUGUUAUAGUAUGGAAAUUUAGCACUAUGAUGAUAUUUUCUUUACAUGUGCAGACGUCAGAGAUUGACUACCAGUUGUGUCAUGUCUUGUUGUAUUAACUUUCAUAUAUGAUCUCCUAUCCUUUCGAUAUAGUAGUUGAACUGAGGUCAAAGCUUCUUGCAGAACAUCGUGGCAUUCCUGCUGGUUAUUCCAUUGAUUUUACCACCCAAAUUAGCUGUCACCUGAGCAGAUUUCUUAGGAUUGAUCACUUCCAGAGGAUGACUCGUCCUAUUUGCAUUGCUUUCGUUUUCAGUCAGUGAACAUAUAUUUUGUGGUCACUUGCAUGGCCAUCCUCUUACCAGAGCAUUUUAUUCAGGGAUAUCACGUGGUUCCUCAUCUCAAUCAGAUGCAUGAUAAGUUCAGUUUGCGAAAACCAUAUAUUUCAGCUUUGCAAUCAAUUGUUCUUUGAAUAUGCUAGGAGUUCCAAGUUUUCUUCUUCGGCUUUAUUCUUGCCUGUCAUUCCAAGUGCUGUCACUGAACAAGAAUAAUUAAAGUCAAUAUGGAAAUAUCUGGACAAGUGAAAUUAGAUUUACUUGGCUGUAUUGGAGUUGUGGAAGAUCUUUAUUCAUGGUAAUGAAAGCAUGAUAUCCAAAUCUGGAGUAUCCAUCAAUUUCACUUCAGAUGACUGAUGUUGCAAGUGCUGGAUCUAUUUUUAAGCGGUGCACCGCAAUGUGUAAUCAUAUGUUGGUAUCUCUUCUUGCAUUAGUCUUAUUGGCUCUUCCAUUUAAUGGCCUUUGGGGUUAUCCUGGACUCUCUACUACUUAUUGCUAAAUGACUAAUCAUAUGGCUCAAGGUUGUGGGGGGCGAGAUCAUAGAAUUCAUGAAUUUAGAGGCAGGCCUGAGAGAAGAAACUCACCCCGGCGGAGGUAUUCCCCUGACAGAGAUACCAGAGGCCAUUUAUUUCGUAACAAGAUGCCACCACGUUCUCGAGGAUCUAGUCAAUCAAGAUCCCCCAUCAGGAAGAGUGAGAGAAGGUCUAAGAAGGAAGUAGAUGGUGAAAAAAGCGAUUCAUCAGGAAGUUUCAACACCUCUGAAAAUGAAGAUAGAAAAAAAGACAACAGACAUUCCAGCAGUGAUGAGAAGGAUGAGAAGGAUGACGGUGAAGCACAGCUGAAACAAAUUGCACUGGAUAUGAAAGCAUUGCAUGAAGAUAAAUCCAAACUACAGAUGAUAUUGGACGAGAAAAUCGACGAAGCAGGCAUACUUUCUGGCAGAGUAGAUGAUCUUGAAUCACAGUUGAACAAAGAGAAAGAAGAUUGUGAAAGGAUGACCUCCAAAAUAAAGAAACUCAUCAAAGCAUAUGGGCGUUACGUGAAAGCACAGGAUGAUUUAAAAAGGUCUCAAGGCCGUUUUGAGAGGUUGGCUGAUUCACUUGCUUCUGAUUCCUUGAAAUCUGGUACCAAAGAACAAGGUUCCAGUGUGAAUGCUGGUAAUGAUGACCCAUAUAAUGCUUAUGAAAUGAGCCCAGAUGACCAGCGGCAGAAGAAUGGUUCAGCAGCUAGAAAAAGAUCUGCUGCCCUUUCAACAAGCGAAGAAGAAAAAACUGGGAAGAAAAGGAGAGUGAAUGGUAAUGAUAUGAUCCAUGUGCCACGGAAACAUAUACCAGGAGGUGCUCUAGAGUCUCUUAAAAAUAGCAAUGGAACUGAAUCUCUGAAAAAAUUAGGGGAGGAUGACAAUAAUGACGAAAUAAAUGUCAUUUCUUCUGGCAAUGAUUUUACAGACAGGUACAAUGGCAACGAGGAGGAUGAUCCUGUGGACUUGUAGACUCGGGUGGUGGGUGGCAGAUGUCAGCUGUAAGGAGUUAGAUUGAAACAUUGAAUGGAGGAAAACCUGGGUGGCUUUGAAACCCAGUACUUUUUGCUAUAUUAUAUCCAGUUCUCUAUACAUCGGGCGGUCGAAGCUCAGCGUCCCCGCAGCUGUGCUCUGCAGCAGUUAACUUACGCGAAGACAGAUUUUACAGUAUUGCCGAAACAUGUUUUGCCUUAUGGGGGAAGUUUUCUUCUUAAUAUCGCCGGACCUCGAAGUUGCUACCUGAGCUUGUAUGGAGCCUAUGACAGCCCUUCCUGAAAAUUGUUUAGAGGUUUUGACACCCGUCAUACGUUACACUGCUGCUAUUUUAAAGCCCUUCUUGUGCCUGUGGAAGUGAAAUGCAUUAUAUCGCAUGCCGCCUAUAUUUGCAAUGCAAUGCCAAUUUGGUCCCUGAACUUGAGGGUUACACAUUUA
Triticum aestivum (bread wheat) is the source of this 2697-nucleotide messenger RNA. RefSeq names its product zinc finger CCCH domain-containing protein 13. The record is from RefSeq and is a predicted model, not a curated record. Gene Ontology annotation, molecular function: metal ion binding. The transcript has 10 exons. Bases 1246 to 2238 code for a protein of 330 amino acids. NCBI's taxonomy places the organism in Eukaryota, Viridiplantae, Streptophyta, Magnoliopsida, Poales, Poaceae.